This is a messenger RNA of Boleophthalmus pectinirostris (great blue-spotted mudskipper), 2454 nucleotides long. Its product is annotated as zinc finger and SCAN domain-containing protein 12-like. NCBI's taxonomy places the organism in Eukaryota, Metazoa, Chordata, Actinopteri, Gobiiformes, Gobiidae. Gene Ontology annotation, biological process: regulation of transcription by RNA polymerase II. Gene Ontology annotation, molecular function: RNA polymerase II cis-regulatory region sequence-specific DNA binding; DNA-binding transcription factor activity, RNA polymerase II-specific. Bases 1 to 1335 code for a protein of 444 amino acids. The transcript has 2 exons. The record is from RefSeq and is a predicted model, not a curated record.
AUGUCGCAAAACCAACAAAUUUCAACAAUGUUCACGGUGCAGGGCAUGAGAAAGUUUGUCUGUGACCGACUAACUGAAGUUGCUCAAGAAAUACUAGGAGCUUUUGAAAAGAGGGCUCAAGAAUACGAGUUGGAACUGGACCGUCAGCGCAGACUGCUGGAGAGUUUCUACGCAGAAGCCAACGUCGGACGUACUGGGUCAAGUAUCAAAGAGGAAAGUCAUAACAUUGGGAUCACUGAGAGUGACCUACCUAUUGCUUCAACCAGUGUGCAAGGGGUUCAUAGUGAGUCGCAAAGUUCAAAGGAAGUUCAGAAUGCAGAGAGAAUGCAACCAGAAAGAGCCUGCUCCCCACAUCAAGAAAACACAUCAAGUAAACAUAUCAAAUGCAGUCAUGGAUACAGGUUACCAAAACGUUUUGUGCCAAGACAACAUAAUACUAACAAAGAUAAUGGUAAGAUUUCAAGCAGCGCACCCCCUCCAGUGGAAAUAAUUGAAAUUGAGGACAAUUCACCAGUGUCCAGUGAUGUAGAAGUAAUGCAAGAAGACAAAGAGCCCACAACUAGCCAGAAAAUGAGUGAAAUAUCACAUAAUGAAAAACAAAUUACUCACGCAAACAAAAAUAGCAGUGCAACAGAAGAAAGCAAAACACCCAAGUUAAAAUGUGGUAAAAAGAAUUCCCCUCCUCACUCCCACACACCCGCACUUGAUAACAAUGCGGAGGCCAUGGAGACUGAAACCACCACAGACAAUAUGGAAAAUGAACCAACAACUUGCCUGCCUACUGCAAAUUUAGAUUCUAUUGAAUGGUCUGAGCCUAUAGAGACAGAAGAAAAUACAGCUUUACCAGAUGAUGUAAACCAAAAUAAGGAACUUGUUUGUGAAGACUCCACAAGCAAAAAAACUGAUGACAAGUUACUUCAUAAAAAUUGUAAAGAUGAUCAAUCAGCCAAAGAGAUUUCAAACAAUACCAGCGAUAGCAAUGACCCAACAUGCUCCACAAUGUUGCAUGUAAGCACAGCGGAGACAAUAACUAAUAAGGACGUUACAGACUGCACUGCUUCAACUAGUGAGCAGCCUUAUAAAUGUAACUGGUGUAAUAAAAGGUUUGUUAACAGGACCACUCUAAAGCACCACACUAGAAUACACACUGGAGUAAAUCCUUAUGAAUGCAGCAUUUGCCACAAAAGCUUUGCCACAAACAUAGACAUGAAAGUGCACUUCAAGAUCCACUCUGGAGAACGGCCUUAUAGAUGUGAUCAGUGUGGGAAAGAUUUCUCCUCCUGGACCAACUAUAACAGGCACACACGUAUACACAAGCCUACUGAGCCUCAGUGAUAAUGACUCUAAAUGCAUUAUUUUCUCACUCUCAGGUUAUCAUUAAGAGCUUGAUCAUUCAAGCAAAAUAUGACUCCGGUGACACAAAGGACAAUUUGAUGAAUUUACAGUGAGGAGUAUCAUUAUUUAAACAGCUAGGGUGUGUUAGUUUUAGUGUAGUUCGAUCCUCCCUUCAGACUGAUAAGGCAGUGACUUACCAAGAUGCUGUCAGAACUGAAGAAGUGUCUUAGACGAAUUGUGAAAUUCACUACAAAACUUUUGUCCAUCUGAAAAAAUUCAAUUCUCUGAACUACUAACUGAGGGAUUACAUAGACAGUCUCUGAAUGCAAAGCAAAGUUGUUUGGUAUUAAGGACAAUGAUAUAAGAUGACAAUAGAAUGUAAUUUCCAACACAAAUUUCAGUAUUGAUGUUUUUGCAAAUGAAUAUCCAGUUAGUAUCUGAUAUUUACUAAUACAAAGGGACUAUAUUUUGUAUGUUUUGUAAUUUUUUAUUUUUUUUAAUUAAUGUAAUUUUACAAAAAAAAAAAAAAAAUCUACUUUUUUUCUUUACAUACUCUAAUACAAAUGCAAAAUGCAAUACUACAGACUAGGGCUGUGCAAUUAAUCCAUUCAGUCAUUUCUAAUUAUCAAUCAUCAGCUAAGGUCUGUUUAAGAGGUCCACAAUCAGUUAAAGCAUGUGAUUUGGAGCAGAAUUCAGACUGUCAAUCAAAAAUCAAAAAUCAUGAUUGAUCAGUCUGAGGAUAAACUUGUGAUACCAUAUAUUUCAUAAUACCCAGCCCUAUAAUGACAAUUAAAGUGCUCUUGAUCAUUUAUAAGUUACACUAUGUAGUGAAUUCAAGUGUUUGAUCAAUAUUUAGUUUCUUUUUGAAUAUCUCUUAUCUUCCUAAUCUACUGUCAAUCAAUGCUUGUUUUUGUACACUUGGGAUUAAGAUCACAAAGGAGAAGAAGAAAUUAUUAUUUUAAAUCUAUUGCUGACUAAAUUUUCUUUGAAUGUGUGUCUGCCAUUAUUUCAAAAUGUAAGAAUAGGUGAAUAAAUAUGUUUCUUGCUUGCUUUUUAUAAAUAAAAAAAAUAAUAAUACAAAAAUGCCAAAUAAAACUUAACUCUGUCCUGUGAAAUCUA